Nezara viridula (southern green stink bug) is the source of this 607-nucleotide messenger RNA. The record is from the annotation of a GenBank genome assembly. Lineage: Eukaryota; Metazoa; Arthropoda; Insecta; Hemiptera; Pentatomidae.
UGCAAGACAGCCAAAUGGAAGACAGAAUAAAGAAGGAUAAAAAGGAAAACAAAAUGUUUUAAGACAAAGACAACACUGAUAUCUCAAGUAUUGAUUACUUACUCAUGACCCUUCCAGGCUAACUGUGGAUUACCUCACAACUUGUCAUGUAUUAUUUUGGAAAUGAAAAUCAGAAAAUUUAAUAAAACUCUCAGAUAAUAAUGCAGUGUCAACAACAAAUAAUAAAUCCUUAUGAAAAUAACUGGCAUUCAACAAUGGAUAAUGUAGAACUUGACGUUCCUGAAGAUCCAAGGUACUGGACAAGAACCGAUGUAGCAGCAUGGCUUCAGCACACGGAAAGUCAACACCACCUUCCAUCCAUACGAUUGGACAGAUUCUUCAUGAACGGAAAGGCCCUUUGCCUAAUGACAAUGGAAAUGUUUCUAGAUCGAGUCCCAAUAGGAGGUAAGCUACUAUACAAAGACUUCCAGCUUCGAUUGGCAAAAGCGAUUUACAACAUAGACCUACACCAGAGCUGAAACUACGCUCCUUCUAGCAGAUUACCUUCUGCUAGAAGUCUAUAAGCAAUUAAGUAGUGAUAUUAAUACAAAUAUAAAUGUUAAUUGAG